CCCGGAGCUAUUUUGAAAGUGACCCUGGGCUCGGGCGCCCUGGGCGCGCGGAGAGGGCGCGGCGGGCGGCGGGAACCAUGACAGAAGAUGACCGAGGCGGCGCUGGUGGAGGGCCAGGUCAAGCUGCGGGACGGCAAGAAGUGGAAGAGUAGGUGGCUGGUGCUGCGCAAGCCGUCGCCGGUGGCAGGGGCUGGGGUCUUCUUCUUGUCCUCAGCUGAGGGGGAGCAGAUCAGCUUCCUGUUUGACUGCAUCGUCAGAGGCAUUUCCCCAACCAAGGGCCCCUUUGGGCUUCGGCCGGUUCUCCCAGACCCAAGCCCUGGCGGGGCCUCGGCCUUGGCCUCAGAGGAGCGCGUGGCCCAGGAAGCGCUGGAAGCCCUGCAGCUGGAGAAGCGGCUCAGUCUGCUCUCCCACCCCGGCCGGCCGGGCAGCGGAGGGGACGACCGCAGUGUAUCCAGCACCUCUUCUGAGGCGAGCCACUCGGACAUCAGCGCCAGCAGCCGGCUCACUGUGUGGCCGGAGCAGUCCUCAUCCUCGGCUGGCACAUCACAGGAGGGGCCUGGGCUAGUGGCUGCCCAAGCCCCAGGGGGAGCUGUGCUGGGGCCCUCAAGGCCUCCCCUCAAGCCUCUGCGGCCCCGGCAGCUGCAGGAGGUCGGCCGCCAGAGCUCCUCUGACAGCGGCAUCGCCACCGGCAGCCACUCCUCCUACUCGGGCAGCUUUUCGUCCUAUGCUGGCAGCAGCGUGGACGUGUGGCGGGGUGGAGAGGAGUUCGGCUCCAUGCUCAGCCUGCCCCCAGGGGCCAGCGCAUCUGAGCCCAGCCUGUGUGCCUGCCCACCAGGGGCUGCUGAGUACCAGGUCCCCACCUCACUGCGGCACCACUAUGACACACCUCGCAGCCUGCGCCAGGCCCCCAGAGACCCAAGCCUGGCCUCACAGGGCAGCUCUGACCACAGUGCAACCGCGGACUUGGGUGGCCAGAUGCCCACUGAGUGUACCUCCAGUUGGCUGGGUGCAAGACGGCCAGGACAGGCAAUGGAGGCCCCAGGCGGCGAGGCCACGCUGCCCAGCCCAUCCCCUGGCGAGCCCUGGGAAGCAGGCGGCCCCCACGCCGGGCCUCCAGCUUUCUUUUCGUCGUGCCCAGCCUGUGGCGGACUCAAGGUAAAGCCCCCUCCCUGAGAUGGCAGGCUGGCAUUGCCACUGUGGGCUGGAUGCCGCCCCUCUGCACGGGAGAGGAGGGUGUAGGCCUCUGCAGACGGGAUGCUCUGUGCUGUUUUUUUCAGAAGCCACUGGUGUUCUAUAGAGAGACCCUCGGGUAGGGCAACAGUCAUAGGUUUGUCCUCCCCGAGGUGAGUGCUGUGGCCGUCAGUGCAGGAGCCCAGGUAGGUUGGGAUCAGUACAGCCUCAGGCCCAGCUUCUCCAGCCUUGUCUGCUCACCCCAAGGAUCAGGCAGAAAGGACUUGGAGGCGCUGUGCUGAGGGCUGGAAUUCUCCAUGGGCCAGGCCUCAUUCUGCUCUACUGCCUGGGGCCUGGCUGACCGACCCUCCCUGUCAUUCCCGGUUAUCUCUGCAGUACACAGACACAGCUCCCAUCAAUAAUGACCCGCCACAGCCACUCUGACCCCCUGCUCCGUGAGCCUGCAGCUCCAUACACACGGCUGCCUAGGUGCUAUGCGUGGUCAGCAGUACGUGUUCAGUCGGCCGCUCCUCCUGCUCUGAUACAUAACCUGACACACAUGGGCACGGUGGGCGUCCCAGCCCACAGGGAGGAAACUGAUGCUCAGGAGGCUCCAUGACUUGUGGGGUCUGCAUCCUCAGACUAGCCUUCUGGGCUCCUGGAGGGCUCUGGCAGGCUGGGCAGAGGUGAGUGGAGCCCUGAGUCCGAGUUGACCCAGGCUCCUGAGGUGAGAAAGCUCCUGCCAGUGCUUGCUUCCUUGUGCCCCUUGUUGGGACCAGGAAGCUGGUGGUUAGAGCCAGGCAGAGGGAAUCAGGGCUCCACUGGCAUUUGGAGGGCUCUGGCCCUGACCACAAUUCACCCCAGCUUCGUGCUUGGACACUACCUAUCUCAGGCCAUGUGCUCUCCUGAAUGGAGCUGCUGUGCUUCCCAGAGUCAGAAGGGCCGUGUGUGGCUGUGCCUACCCCUUCUGCAUCCCUUGACUGGCCCCGUCGUGCAUUUCUGCAGUUGCCCACCUGGCAGGCUAGCUUACCUGUGACUGCCUUGACUUGGGUCUGCACUGUUGACCGACCAUGUUGUUACUCUAUCACAUUUUUAAA
Molecule: messenger RNA, 2267 nt
Organism: Jaculus jaculus (lesser Egyptian jerboa)
Lineage: Eukaryota; Metazoa; Chordata; Mammalia; Rodentia; Dipodidae
Gene: Dok7
Product: docking protein 7
Exons: 5
Coding region: 88-1173 (361 amino acids)
Biological process (GO): positive regulation of protein tyrosine kinase activity; neuromuscular junction development
Molecular function (GO): protein kinase binding
Source: RefSeq, a predicted model, not a curated record